AUGACUAGGGAUACUAUUCUCUGCGGUGAUUUCAAUGCUCGGUUGGGUCCUCUGACUGGUGAUGCUAUCUCCAAUGCUCGUGGUAAUGCUCUCAAACCUUGGUUUGAUGAACACUGCUUGUCUGUACUCAAUGCGUCUUUGGCUUUUGGCGUUACGACGUACUCUUCUCUUCGGCAGCAGCAAGAAUUGAGUAGUAUCAUUGAUUUGUUUUUGACAAAUAUUGGUGAUGUUGCUUUGGUGAAUCCUCAACUGGUGGUUGAGUCUGAUCUGUCUCUUGGUUCUGACCAUCGAUUGAUGUCACUUACUUUCGGGUAUGUGCCACCUCUUGAUGACACUGUGGCUCCUGAUAAGUCUUUGGGCUUACUCCGUGAAUCCUUUCGAUCUUCUGUUGCUCCUCUGGUUGGUACUCUUUCUGGUUUGGUGUCUGCUCCUCCUGGUGUUCGUCCGGAUAUUGAUGCACUCAACGAUUCUCUGAAUCAAUGUUUGUAUGAAUCUCUGGAUAGUUCUAUUGGUGUAAAAUCUGGUCGUCCUGGCCAUUGGAAGAAGUACUGGACACAAGAAAUUCAGGAUGCUGCUACUGCACGCGAUCGCUCAUAUAGUCAAUGGAGGCAUGCCUUUGGUAUUGCCAAAAUUGAAAAAUGGUUCUUAUACAAAGUUGCUCAUCGCAAGUUUCGUUCCUUGGUACAAGCUGCAAAGCGAAGGUCCUGGCAACAAUUUUGUACUGCCCUGGAGUGUGAUUUCUCAAAAGCUACUGCUGCUAUUAAGCGCAUCAAGCGUAAUAAAGAAUCCUCUCCUACGUACAGCCACCCUGAUGGUCCUGCUGCUUCUGUCUCUGCUAUGGGUUCUCAUCUCGCCUCGGUGUAUGAUGGCUCUCUGCUUGCCACUGCUACUCGUCCUGCUGCUCCUCCCACCUUUGACUCUGUUCUGCCUUUCUGUGUGCCUGUGGACAUGUCACUGUUUGAUGUUGAUACUUUAGUAUCUCAUAUUCGACGGCUCCCAACACAUAAAGCUCCUGGUCCAGAUCAUAUCAAGGCUGAGAUGCUCAAGUCCUUGGUCUCUGAGAUUGCUCCUGUCUUGUCGUUGCUCUUCAAGUUGUGCUAUCAACGGUCGUAUACUCCUGCUCUCUGGCGCCAAGCCCAAGUUUUCCCCAUUUUUAAGAAAGGCGAUGCUUCUGAUCCCGCCAACUAUAGGCCUAUUUCUCUGACUUCUGUUGUGCGCAAACUGUUUGAGUUCUCUCUCAUGCCUGAACUGGAUGCCCAUUCUCCUGCUCUCGACAUUGCCCAAGGUGGUUUCCGCCCUCAACGUAGUCCUCUGGAUCAAGCCCUCUGCUUGCAUGACUUGAUGCAUGAUUACUUUGUUGCGCACCGUCGUCGUCCUUGUGGAAUUUGA
Messenger RNA from Mucor velutinosus, 1389 nucleotides. Its product is annotated as J domain-containing protein. The transcript is spliced from 2 exons. The record is from RefSeq and is a predicted model, not a curated record. Gene Ontology annotation, molecular function: catalytic activity. Lineage: Eukaryota; Fungi; Mucoromycota; Mucoromycetes; Mucorales; Mucoraceae. Bases 1 to 1389 code for a protein of 462 amino acids.